AUGACCAAGCGAACUUCUUCAUUUUUUCUUCCCAUCAUCUUCCUUGUUAUGUUUGUCUUAGUUGAGCAAAAUAUGGGUGAGACAUGCACGGCAGUUCUUGGCUCGUGUGGUGUUAUUCCAGACUGUAGUGCAGCAUGCAAGGCAGCAUUUGGACCAACCGCACGUGGCUUUUGUGACCGUGAUGGUGGUGCUGGAACAUGUGUUUGCCUUCAUCCUUGUUUAACUGAUAAUCCCCACAUGUAA
Capsella rubella is the source of this 243-nucleotide messenger RNA. Its product is annotated as defensin-like protein 171. NCBI's taxonomy places the organism in Eukaryota, Viridiplantae, Streptophyta, Magnoliopsida, Brassicales, Brassicaceae. The transcript has 2 exons. Bases 1 to 243 code for a protein of 80 amino acids. The record is from RefSeq and is a predicted model, not a curated record.